Messenger RNA from Lytechinus pictus (painted urchin), 3284 nucleotides. Its product is annotated as lamin-B1-like. The record is from RefSeq and is a predicted model, not a curated record. Gene Ontology annotation, molecular function: structural constituent of cytoskeleton. Gene Ontology annotation, biological process: nuclear pore localization; heterochromatin formation; nuclear envelope organization. The coding region runs from base 351 to 2102 and encodes 583 amino acids. The transcript has 10 exons. Lineage: Eukaryota; Metazoa; Echinodermata; Echinoidea; Temnopleuroida; Toxopneustidae. Gene Ontology annotation, cellular component: nuclear lamina; nuclear envelope.
GAUAUCAUGUAGGGCACGCAACGGAUGAUGGUGUAGUUUAUGAAUGGUGAUGACAUUGAAGUCGUAUUGAUUCCACUUGAAUUCAUAUUAAUUUAUGAAGGCUGCAAAGCUUUGUGUAUAUACCAACAAUUCAGUGGGUGUGACAGCAUACACCACGUACUCCAGUCUCCCCUGUGCACAGUUCACCUACAGUACAUGGACGCUGGAUGCCGGGAUAAUUAAGGUAACGCGUAUUUAGGUCAUAAAACUAGGAACCUUCUAACAAAACUAUUUGAAAGCGGAAUUUGAGGCAAUCAUACCAAAGGACCUUGCGAUUUACAUCCUAUCCUAAGCUAGUUUACACCCCCACCAUGAUGAAGAAGCAGCAUAAACGCGUUGUGGAGAAGAAAACGAGUAGGGUGAUGUCGUCAACGCCCCGUUUCGUUUCGACGUCCCACUCAGCUACCGGUUCGUCUGAAGAGGCAGGGGACGCCUCAUCAUCGCUCCCGAGUCCCGUCAGCACAUCGACCUUCUCAACAUCCAGGAUGGCGACGCGUACUUCGACAUCGUCCAGUCGGAGGUCGACGUCGUCAUCGUCGUCGAGAUCGUUCGUCCGAGAAGAAAACGAACGCGAGGAAAUGGUGACACUGAACGAUCGUCUAGCGGAGUACAUCGAUCUCGUCAACGAGCUCAAUCUGGACAGCGGCAGGGCUCAGAUCCUCGACAUCUCGAUCACGGAGGCGAGGAAUACGGCGAUCACGGAGAUCCGGGAGAUCUUCGAGAAGGAGUUGGCGGACGCCAGAAAACUUCACGCCGAUGAGAGAGAUAGGCUUGAGAGAGAGCGUGCCAAAUAUAAAAGUGAAUUGUCUGACAUAGCUCCAAGAUUGAAGUCUGCUGAGAAAGAACGGAACGAGGCAAGGAAACGUUUAGCUGAUCUCGAGCCUCGGAUAUCCGAGAAAGAUACCCGGAUCCGGUACCUGGAGGAUGAACUUAACCGUGUCAAAUCGGAUUUGAACAACAAAGACAAACAAAUGAAAUCUGCCAAGCUCGAUAUUGAGAAUGGGGAUAUCAUUCGCAAACAACUGGAGAAGAAGAUACGUGACCUUGAGAAAGACCUUGAACUACAGGAAGAGUACUACAAGAAGCAACUCGAGAAAGCACAAGGUGCGUGGGACGAAACACUGCAAGGGGAAUGGGAGAAGUACAUUGAUAACUUGAAUGUCUCCCUCUUCGAGGACUUGCGGCAAGUUAGAGAGCAAGAGAUGGCGCAAGUCACAGAGGAAACGGAAUUGACAAGACUGUUGACUCGUAUUAAGGGAUUCGGUGUAAGUGAAUUCGCCUCCGAACUGAGGAAACUGAAGGCUGAUAUCAACAUGAAGGACCAGAACGAUACGCUCGUCGCUCGUAUCCUCGACCUCGAGGCCCAACUACGGAAGGAGCGCGAAGCCCACAUGGAAGCACUGAGCACCCGUGAUCGUGAGAUCGAGGAGGUGAAAGAAAUGGUGGCCGUGCGCGUCCGGGAGUACAACGACCUCCUGAGGAUCAAACUCAGCUUGGACAAGGAGAUCGCGACAUACCGUGCCCUGCUCGACGGCGGGGUAGCAAGGUUACGGAAGAGAACUGCAUUGAGUGAUUCUAUUCAAGAAAGCUCGCCCCCUCGGAAUCAACCCUCGACCAAGCGGCGUCGUGUGAACGAUGAAGUCCAGGUCACGAGGUCAUCGACCACCAGCGGACUGGUGUCCAUUGUCGAGACCGACAGCGAUGGUAAUUUCAUCAAACUGCUCAACCAGACUGAUUCGAACCAGUCCAUUGGCGGCUGGGAACUCCAGCGAAUCGUCGACGGGGCGCUUGUCUCGACCUACACCUUCAACAACAGAUUCUCACUGAAUCCUGAACACGAGGUCACGGUCUGGGCCUCAGGAAGUGAGAACAAGGUUCAAAACCCUCCUACAGACAUCGUUUCUUCGGACACACAGAACUGGGGGAAAGGGUUGAGCACCGAAACCAUCUUGCUCCGCCCAGAUGGAGAGGUAAUGGCCAAGUGUGAUGAACUGAGAGAGCACGUUAAUAAUGAAUUUGUGGAGUCAAGUGCAAGGGAAUUCCGACCAUGCGUCGUCAUGUAAACAUUAUCUCGGUCACCAUGGUAGCGAGCAGAAGUUUAAGGCCUUCAUCACUCUACUGAAAUUUACCUUAUACAUGUGACGUCAUAAUCUCAUUGCGCCCUCCCUCAGAGGAUAUAGGAAUACGCGUAGACAGAGUUGUCAGAUAUGCGUCAGCUGCAGAUCAUCAUCUCAUGCAAGGCUAUGGCUUCAUCCUCUAAAAUGGUGGCAUGAUAACGUCAAUGCAUAAGGUCUUUACUGAAAUGAUAUUUCAUACAUUUCGUGAAUAUUCAUAUUUGUGUUGUUUUGUUUGUUUCGUUUUAAAGGUGUAUUUAGUACGUAACUAUUUGAAAUUUAGAUUUUAGAGAAAAGUAGCAAAUGAACGUUGUAUUCACUGUUUGCGUAUGUAUUGUAUUUUAGUUCUGGGAAAAAACAAUAUGCGUUUUAACAUGUUGUGAGAAUUCAAUCAUUGCAAUUAUCAGUAGUAUUGUGACAUUAUGGUAGCUCGAAAAUAUUUGAUCAGAGACGAUUUAUUGGUAUAGAAAACAUGUCAGUUACAUUCCAAUCUGAUAAUAAAUCCGUUUUAAACGUGCCAGAGAACAGUAUUGUGCCACAGCACACCCGCCGAACAAUUGCGAAAUAAACAAUUCCAUUUCAAACUCAUAUUUCUUCAUGAAAGCGAAAUGACUAGAAAUGCAAUUAGUCUUAUUGUGCAGGUAUUACGUUUGCGUCAUUCCCUCUUAGCCAAUUUUUCUCGAGAUAAAAGUGUUGUAAUAGGGUUUUGGGUUCAGAAUUGUGUGAUAGUUAUUUCAUCGUAUAGUCUGGAUUUCUCUCCCCCUUUCUUUCGAGGCCUCCAUCAAUUUCAAGCUUUACGCAAAGGAUGGCGGUCUCCCACAUUUCAAUUUUCGAUAUUUUAUGUUGUUGUUUUUUGGUUUAUAUACAUGUUUUUAAAAAUAAGACAAUUUUCCAUGUAUAAUCUAUAUUUGACUUAGAAAAUACUACGUUGAUCCUCAUGUUAUCCUUUUGUUUAUGAUAUUUAUUCUUAUGGAGUGCUUAAACAUGAAACAUACUUGUAUAUGCUUUGUUUUUUUAUUGAAAAUUAUGAUUAAUGUCAAUAUAGUUAUAAGGUAAAUUUUGACGAUCGGUUUAAGUUUUGUAUAAUGUGUGGAUUUUCAGUACGAGCAAUAAAUUUUCGCAGUAACAUUU